GAUGCAAUGAGAUGUGGAAGAGAUGUUCUGAUAGAAACAUUGAAUUUCACAUGUUCCAUCUCUGGCUUCGAAAUGAUCGUCCGCGUUGUCCAUAGCUAGUAGGUAGGUACCUAGCUUUCACCCUGCGGAAGCCGGCUCCACAUUACUCCGAGCCUCGGUCUAAGAUAAGAAUAUCGUUCGGUGACCGCGCAUGUUAUCAACAUUGUCACUCCUUUUUUGCUCAUGUCGAAAACCGCCAGUCUCGCCGUCGUGGGCGCCGGAGCCUCAAUUGCUGCGCUUGCAAGCCAACCAGCGCUGCGAAGCUUCAUUGCAAAGUGGUCCGGAUACAAUGCGCCUGGCGGUGUCUGGCGGAUUAUAGCUAUCCUGCUUGCGCUUGGUAAUCUGAAGAGCUUACCCUUCGUAUGGCAUCUGCGAUUCUUCCGCGCAUUCUUAUACCAACUAUACCUGCAACCCACGCCCAUCCCGCCCCAAGCUCUCUUUGAUCCGAUCAUUACUACAAGUCGCACCUCGAUCCUAGAGACAGAUUACAACAUUCAUAAGAGCAACAGUACUUACUUCGCCGAUUUUGAUAUCUCCCGAACACAUCUUUUCACAGCUAUAAUACGCAAUGGUAUCAAGAAGAACUCCCGCCUAUAUGGCAAAGGCAAGAAGGCCGAAACACUAGGUCGAGAAGAGGGGCCUCGAGGCAAGCACUAUAUCGCGUUAGGCGGCGUCAGCUGUCUCUUCAAGAAAGAGAUUCCCCCGCUCGCCAAAUACGAAAUGUGGACAAGGCUUUUAUGCUGGGAUCGCAAGUGGUUCUAUCUGGUUACACACGUAGUGAAACCUGGCGUCGGAAAGCCGUCUAAGUUCUCGCUGCAGCCUUGGAGGAAAGGAGAGGCGGCUAUUGAGGGCGAAGACGACGAGAAGGUCCGGCAAAAGCUUCAGGGUGCUAUUUAUGCCACGUCUCUUGCUAAAUAUGUUAUCAAGCGUGGUCGCAUCACCGUGCCACCCGAGCAAGCUUUGAUCGACGCAGAAAUGGUCCCUGCUAAACCCGAAGGUUGGGUAUACCAGGGUUUAGUCGAUGGGGAUGCUGUGGCAAAUGGCGACGCUGAAUCUGUGCUUCCUAAGAAGCCGGAAUCUGAUGAGUGGAACUGGGAUAUUAUAGAGGCUGAGAGACUGCGAGGAUUGAAGUUCGCAGAGAACUUCGCAGGUCUAGACGGACUGCAUGAGGUAUUUGAUGGCGGAAAGGAUGGUGCGCUUGGAGAGUACCCCGAUUUAGCAUUUUAGAAGAAGAUAUACCCUAGAUUUUGUAUAGUAGUCAUAGGAGAGGCAGCUGCAAUGUGUAUGUAUAUUCAGACAAGACCAGGCAGAUCUACAAGUAAUGCAACGCAGAAGGGUAUCGCAAUUCUGAGCUAGUUUCUCCGGGUGAGGAAGUCGGCCAUUUGAUGUUACUAUACAUGA
Aaosphaeria arxii CBS 175.79 is the source of this 1440-nucleotide messenger RNA. RefSeq lists its product as uncharacterized. The record is from RefSeq and is a predicted model, not a curated record. The transcript is spliced from 3 exons. Bases 223 to 1266 code for a protein of 347 amino acids. Lineage: Eukaryota; Fungi; Ascomycota; Dothideomycetes; Pleosporales.